Molecule: messenger RNA, 1587 nt
Organism: Hordeum vulgare subsp. vulgare (domesticated barley)
Lineage: Eukaryota; Viridiplantae; Streptophyta; Magnoliopsida; Poales; Poaceae
Product: zinc finger protein ZPR1 homolog
Exons: 14
Coding region: 1-1341 (446 amino acids)
Cellular component (GO): cytoplasm; nucleus
Molecular function (GO): zinc ion binding
Source: RefSeq, a predicted model, not a curated record
AUGGCGGCGGCGGCACAUCUGGCAGAGAGGCCGGCCGUUGCAGAGGGUGCGCAUGGGAGAUGCUGGACGGGGUUUCAGGCGGCGGCGCGGUUGGAUCUUGAGAAGACCGCCGGCGGCGUGUGCCUGAGGAGACACGGGGCCGUUGUGGUACUGAACCGGCAAGUUGUGAAAUCUGAUUCAGCAACUAUUAAGAUUCCAGAACUAGACUUUGAGAUUCCUCCAGAAGCUCAACGGGGAACACUUUCAACAGUGGAAGGGAGCAUUAUGCGAGCUGUUAGUGAGUUGCAAGCACUUCAGGAUGAAAGAAAGAAAGUGGAUCCUCAAAAGGCUGAAGCUAUUGAACAGUUCUUAGUAAAACUGAGAUCUCUUGGAUCAGGGGAAGCUGCUUUUACCUUUAUUCUUGAUGAUGCUUCUGGUAACAGCUUCAUUGAGAACCCGAAUGCACCUUCACCAGAUCCUUUGUUAUCUUUGAGAUUCUAUGAGAGGACAUAUGAACAACAAGCAGCACUCGGUUUUCUUGCUGAACCAACCAAAGAAUCUGGAGACUCUUCUCAGGAUGCUUCAACAGUAGAAGGAAACUCUGGUAGGCCGCAAAGGAUUCCGCAUGGUUCAGUUGGAGCUGUUGCAGGUCCCCGUGCUAUAGCUCAGGGAAACUCUGAUGAAAUUACUGCAGCGCUUUGUAGAUAUUCAGCACCAGAAGAGGUUGAUACUUUACCAUCAACAUGUGCGGCAUGUGCUACUGAGUGUGUCACACGAUUCUUUUCUACAAAAAUCCCACAUUUCCGAGAGGUGAUUGUUAUGGCUACAUCAUGUGAUGCGUGCGGCUAUCGCAACUCAGAGUUGAAGCCUGGUGGUGAAAUCCCAGCUAAAGGAAAGAAAACAACACUGACUGUGCGAAAUGUAAAAGAUCUUAGUCGUGAUGUCAUAAAGUCAGAUUCAGCAGCAGUUAGUGUACCUGAACUUGAGUUGGAGCUGUCAAGCGGAACACUGGGUGGCAUUGUGACAACAGUUGAAGGUUUAAUUGUGAAAAUAUGCGAGGCACUGGAGCGAGUUCAUGGAUUCCAGUUGGGUGACAGCACAUAUGAAUGGAAGAAGAAGAAAUGGGAUGGUUUCACAGAGAGAUUAGCAAAGCUUCUAAAUCUAGAAGAGCCAUGGACUUUAAUUCUUGAUGAUGCAUUGGCGGCUUCGUUUAUUGCUCCAGCGACAAAUUCGCUAGAAGAUGACAAACAGCUAACAAUUGAGGAGUAUGAAAGGAGCUGGGAGCAAAAUGAGGAGCUGGGCUUGAAUGACAUGGACACGUCCUCUGCGGACAUGGCUUACAACACCACAAGCGCGUCAUAAUCAAUUUUGGUUUGGUCUUCUUGUUGUGCACAAUGUUGUACUAACCUGUAAUUUGAAAUUUGGUACUUCGUGGUGUAUUCAUUUUUUGUUUCCUGGACGAACAAGCAAUAGGUGGUAUGAAAAUGGUUCCAACUAUAUACUUUAUUUGUUCACGUUGGCAAGACAUUGGUUCAAUUGUGCAACACUUCUCUUCUUGAUGGCUGCAGAAGAACUUUUUUUAAUAUAAAAAAUGCUGCAUUGAAAAUA